AUGCAUACUUUAUUUCACAAUGCUCUUCUCGCCGUCGCCUUUCUUCUCGUCUAUCUUGUCUACAAACUUGUAAUUGCCCCGCAUUUUGACCCGUUGCGUUCCAUUGCAGGACCAAAGGUUCGCCAUUGGUUCGCAAACAAUCUCCACGCCGUUCUUGAGUACGCCCAACCCACCUUAUUAGUUCUUCUAACCGUCAUACACCUUGUAGCCCCUCAAUUUCUCCCAAAGUGCAUCAAGUUUAUAUCAAGCGUUACGGUCGAUCCAUUCGCAUACGAGGCCUUGGUCCAGUACGCCCAUUCCACUCUUUCUCUGGACCAUUUGCUAACUCCAAAACAGUGGGAUGAAAGACUCCUCACUCUUGACCCGCUUUCGGUCGCCCACGUUCUCAAAAACUCAACGAUAUAUGAAAAACCAUGGCAAUCCCGCAAACUAAUCACCAGCCUCAUUGGUUGUGGAAUGCUCGGAGCGGAAGGCCAAGUCCACAAGCGCCACCGCCGUGUUGCCACUCCGGCGUUUUCAAUCCAAAACUUGCGCGCACUUGUGCCGCUCGUUUUUCAGAAAGGAACUCAACUCAAGGACAGGUGGAUGGAGAUGGCCAUUCAAGCUGAGGAGUCCUCGCAAAAUUCUGAAAUCAAAGUAGACGUUUGCCAUUGGAUCAACAGAGCAACAUUUGAUGUCAUCGGCCUUGCAGGGUUCGAUUAUAACUUCAAUGCUAUACAGGAUGAAUCUAAUGAACUAUUCCGGGCGUAUAAGGACAUGUUUGAAGUGGCUAUCUCGCAAGGCCGAUUACUGAGGACUAUCAUUAGCAUUUAUGCACCUUUCAUGAAUCAAAUAUUCGUGAUUAACCGGUGUCAAGAGGCCAUCACUCGCGUUGCAGGACAUUUGAUUCAAGAGAAGAAGCGAAAAAUUGAGGAGGGUGUCAAGUCCGGAAUUGAAUACGCAGGGAAAGAUUUGCUGAGUUUACUAAUAAAAGCGAAUAUGGCAAAAGACCUUCCCCCAGAUCACCGCAUAUCAGAUGAAGACAUGCUUAACAAUAUUAAUACCUUCAUGUUCGCCGGCUCUGAUACCUCCUCUCUCACUCUCACCUGGACUCUUCUGCUGCUCGCUCAACAUCCUGCAGCCCAAGACCGCCUGCGUGCCGAACUUUUAAAUAUUGCUCCCAUCUCAAAUUUCUCUGAUCUGACCGAAGAAGAGGUUCAAUCGGUCUACGCAAAGGUUUCCGACUCACCAUAUCUCGAUAACGUUAUUAGGGAAUCUAUCCGCGUAAUACCGGCUUUACACUCUUCUAUCAGAGUUGCAACUCAGGACGACGAAAUCCCAACAAUGUAUCCAGUACAUAGCCACGACGGUAAUGUCAUCGAAGACCGAAGAACUGUGUCCAUAUCAAAGGGUAGUUUUGUUCAUGUAGCCGUUGAGGGAUUCAAUUUAGACCAAGAGUUUUGGGGUGAAGAUGCAUGGGAGUUCAAUCCAGACAGGUGGGAUAACCUACCAGAGGGCGCACUCGGCCUUCCUGGGCUGUACAACCACACCCUUACUUUUUCCGCUGGACCUCGGUCGUGUAUCGGCAUGCGGUUUUCCAUGAUUGAAAUGAAGACGUUCCUCUAUAUUCUCCUUACUCAAUUUGUUUUCAAACCAUCCAGCGAAAAGAUCAUUAAAGCUAACGUGUACGUCUGA
Molecule: messenger RNA, 1674 nt
Organism: Laccaria bicolor S238N-H82
Lineage: Eukaryota; Fungi; Basidiomycota; Agaricomycetes; Agaricales; Hydnangiaceae
Exons: 6
Coding region: 1-1674 (557 amino acids)
Molecular function (GO): oxidoreductase activity, acting on paired donors, with incorporation or reduction of molecular oxygen; heme binding; iron ion binding
Source: RefSeq, a predicted model, not a curated record